CCGGUCUUAGCAUGUCAUGUUAUCACUGUUAGUGUCAGACUCAGGUCCUGCCCUUUAUCAGCAGUCACCAGACGGCCACGGGUACCACACCCCUAGUCCCCGGCCGGUGGUGUUACUGCUGUAAAUAUGGUUAUUCUGCUGUCUAUUCUCCUGUUGCCUAGCCUUGUGGCGGUUAAUUCUCCCCGACUCAAACUGGACUUCAGCGAUGAAACUGGAAAUCGGACUGUGUUUGAGCGAGCUGAAGAAUUUGCCACCACUCUUCGUGUCGGAAGCACUGUUUACGUUGGUGGAAAUGGAGUACUUUAUCAAAUAAACUUUGAUAAAUCACCCACACCUGUAAUGAUCAAAGUGCCUGGUGAUCCUAAAGAAUGCCCGGGGGACAAAUCGGGUACCUGUGGGAAUUAUAUCAUGAUCUUGCACAAAUUCAAUAAAGCUAACUUCUUUCUGUGUGGAACCAAUUGGAUGAGACCAAAGUGUUGGCUACUUUUUAAAAAUGAAUUAAAGGAAUUUCUCAAUGAAAGGAACAUAACUGUGGGACAAGGUAUCUGUCCUGAAACUCCACAACGAGGUUUUGCUUCACUGGUUGUUGAGGAAAGAAUCUAUUCUUCAGCAUCUAAUGGAGACAAAGAGGUCCUUACUGGUUACAAGAAAGGUGAUAAACUCUCACGAUUAAAGUCUCAUGACGAAUGGAUGAAAGAUCCCAAAUUUGUGGGAAUGUCACCGCUGGGCGACUUGGUUUAUGUGUUCUUCAGAGAAAGGAUUGCGCAGGUAAACCCGGAUGUUGACCCAUGGAUUUCACGGAUUGGCCAAGUGUGUAAGAAUGACCAAGGUGGAUCCAGACAACGACUGCUGAGUAAGUGGGCAACCUUUCUCAAAGCCCGUCUGAUCUGCAGCAAUCCUGCUGACAGUGUCCUUUACAACAGGAUUGAAGAUGCAUUUAUUUACAAAACACCCAAUGAUAGUGAAGAGAGAGUGUAUGGAGUCUUUAGCAGCAAUUGGAACGGAACAGCCGUGUGUGUGUAUUCCAUGAAGGAGAUCAGUGACGUGUUUGGACAAUCUGCCUUUAAGGGUUACGGGGGCAUUAUUCCCUCCAAUCCCAGACCUGGCCAGUGUGUCAAUAACACAAAAGAACUACCAGAUCAAGUACUCACUGUUGUGGAGAACAAUCCAGAGAUGGAGUCUUGGAUAUAUCCUAUUGGAAAAAGACCCCUCAUUAUCAAUCAUCAGAAUCGCUUCAAGAAAAUAGUUGUGGAUUCUGUUCUUGCCCCCAAUGGAGAUGUGUCCCGUAUCCUGUAUGUGGCGAUGGGAGAUGGUAAAGUCCAGAAGGUUCUUGAGACUGGUCACUCAGCCUUCAUCAUAGCAGAACUAACCCUUUUAAAGGAACCUGCGUUAAUCCUAUCAAUGUCCCUUGACUCCGUGAGGAAAUUCCUGUACGUCACAUCUGCCAAAGAGCUGCUUCGACUCCCACUGGUGCAGUGUGAGGAAUACUGUAGAUCGUGUGGAGGAUGUGUUCAGGCCAGGGAUCCUUACUGUGGGUGGAGUAACCAGAAAAAGGAAUGUGUUCAAGUCACACACAAUUCUGAGAAUACCCUUCAAGAUCUCAAAAGAGGUGACAGCUGUCCUCCAACUGAAGCUGAAUCUUCAUGCUCCUUAAGGCAAGCAACUCACUCUGGCUGGCUGGUGCUCACUUUUCCCCUUAAGGAAUGUGUUCCUGUGUACCUGUCCUGCCCGAAGCAUUCCUAUCAUGCUCAUUACUUCUGGAGUUUCAAAGAUAGCUCCAAGGAGCUACCCUGUUCUUCAAAUGACGAUAAUUGUCUGCUGUCCAUAAGUGAACUUUCUAAGAGUGACGUUGGCUCUUACAAAUGUAUUUCAAAUGAAAGAGGAGUGAAACAUCGUCAUGCUGCUUUCAUGGUUAAGAACACUGGUGACUCUUCAAUAUAUCUGUCCAGUGCUGCAUUGUAUUCUAUGUCAAUUGUAGUCAUCUGGCAAUGUUUUUGAGUUGUGUUUCCCCUCGCAUUAGCCUAUAUUUCCCCUGGCAAAAAUGUACUGGGAAAUCAUUUUGCAAUGUUUAAAAGACAUUUGAACAGGUACAUGGGGAGAAAAAUUUCAGAGGGGUUUGGGCCAAGUGCACACAAUCAGGAGUGGUUAAGGAGGGCACUUUGGUUGGCAUGGACAAGUCAGGGCAAAAGGCCCAUUUCCACGCAGCCUGACAAUAAAGAACAAUUUUCCUUCAUGAAAUUUCCUGACAACAAACUGAUGGGUCAACAAUUUCCUUCCUUCCCCCUUAAGACUCCAGGUUCAAUCGGCCUGCCAACACCCAAACAUCUAGGUUUUUAAUGUUCAGCUUGUUUGGGUGUCCUUUAUCUAAUUCCAAGAAGCUUGGUUUUAAUGUGGGAGACUGGAAAGGUUGCAGAAUAGCACAACACUUUAUUAUCAUGAGAAUCAAGAGUUCGUCCUCUAAAUCCCUAAUCACCGAAACACCAACUAAAGAGUGAUCAAAAUGCAGGCCACGCAGCACCUAUGGACAGACAACCAGAGUUAAUGUUUCACACCAAUAACUUGUCAGUUUAAGAAAUGCCAUCAGGCAGCAGUCACCACUUGGUAUUUUAUCAGUGGUGCACUGUUGUGGAAGGCUCUGGUGCAUGUCCUAAGUGCAUUGUCUGUCAAGGCAGCAACAGCUCAUGCCUUUCGUUUCAGUUACAGUGUGCAGUGAGCCCCGGUCAGAUCUGUGCUGUUUAUAUACCUGCUUCACAGGAAUAUUAAACAAAAAUGAAGACUCAGUACAUUCUGGAUAUUUGUAUUUCUAGUGCAGUUUUAUAACUCAGGGACUGUGUAUUUACUGCACUUUAUUAGAAAUUGUAAUUGUUAAGUUUUUUCCAGGAUAAAAUUUUUUUCUAAUUGUCACUACUGAUAUGAAAAUUUGUGAUUUUCGUGUUUUCAUCUUUGUGUUGUACUCCCUGCUCUCUGAACUGAGGUCUGUUCUACUUGCCCAGGGCUGCAUUACUGUGUUGUUCAGUAGAUGUUUGUGGGAGCUGAUAGGAGAAGCUUGGCUUGCAACAAUGAAAAGCCUGAAACAGGAGAUAGCAACACACCUCUUGUUUACUAUGACCCUGCUAUAGUAACUUGGAAGCCAGGCAAGAUCUUGUGCGGUUGGGGUGAAGACGUGUUGUAUUGUUGAGAGAAUUUCACCCAUGGGUGUAUUCUAACCCCUGCUGUCCAGACUGUGUGGGGGUGAAGCCUAAUCUAUGAAGUCUACAGUGGUCUUACUGUGAUUGGGGAUGUUGUGUCCUGACCAACAGCUGGCAAUAGCUUUAUUUUAACUCAAAAAAGCCUAUGUACAACACGGAUUCAUCUGAAUUGUAAGGGAUGCAUGUUAUUUGCACGUUGCAAAGUUAUCCAAUAAAGUCAAUUUGUUCCCACUGUGAAAUAAGCUUCAGCUGUUUACACUUCAGACACAAUGGGUACCUUGCAGAAGUCACAGCUUCCCGUGAUCACCAGCAUGGGUGUCAGUCAAAUAGUGAGACCUAUCAUUCUGAAUGUUACUUUCACUCUUGUCUGAUUGCAAUAUUUUCACUUCUAUUCUCACUAACUUCAGUUUUAGCAGGGUCCAUUAAUGCCACAAUUGGUCAAAGUUUAAAAUAAUAUCCAUUGCAGUGACUCAUCUCACCACUGAAAUUUGGUUCUUGGUUCCAUAUUUAGAUCAACAUUGUGAUAUCUAGAGUUGGAUGGUCCUGGGUCCUGACUGGAAAUCAGUUGAGUAGAUUAGUGACACUCAGAGACACCAUUGACAGCUUUCAUCAUGGCUGAUGACUGAGUGUAAUCUGAAUGGUCGGUAAUUUGUUGGAUUGGCUUCAUACUGUUUCAGUGAAUAGGAUAUGCCUGGUCAACUUUCCAAUUUGUUGGGUCAAUGCCAGAACCGUUUAGACAGAGAUCAACCAAGUUCACCAGCACAGUUCUUUAGCACCAGAGUCACAGAUUUAUCUAACCCCACAGCCUUUGUGAGAUCAUAACCACCCAGUCCUGUACUCUGGGUUAUGACCUCACAUGGAAUGAAGGGAAUUGGCUGGAGACUUGCCAACGAGGAUCUCAACCGGAUGCAAAAUUUUUCAACUAUUCAUCAUUUCUGGCUGAACAUGGUUUGCAAAUGUUUAUUUUGUCAGAUACUGAACUCAACCAACAAUGGUGGGGAUGUUCUUGUAGCUUCCUGUUUCUUAUUGUUUCUGAGCUGAUGUCCAGAUGAUCAGAGCUCCAUAAGAUGCUUCAGGAAGCAAGAGCUCAUCACAAGUGCCGGCUGAGCGAGUUGAUGUCGCAACUAGUUCAGUGGUGCUUCACCUAAUUGUAGUUGUAUUAAUCCUGAGAAACACACAAAAUGCUAUUGUUCCCAAAGGAACACCAAGAACCGCAACCAUUGAUGUUGUAUAUCAACAGUUUGCACUUGAAUUUUGUUUAGAAAAGAUGAACUUCAUAGGCAAUAUCUGCGUAACAUUGUAAAUAUAUUGUUUGAUUGAGCAUUCUUUGUUGUUUACAUAAUGCACUGUGAGUUGUAUAGAAAAGUAUGUAAAUGGCACAUGUCAUUAUGCCAGCAUGUCUACGUGCACACUUUGCUUAAAGUAAAAACAAACGUA
This is a messenger RNA of Mobula hypostoma (lesser devil ray), 4625 nucleotides long. RefSeq names its product semaphorin-4D-like. Gene Ontology annotation, molecular function: integrin binding; chemorepellent activity; semaphorin receptor binding. Lineage: Eukaryota; Metazoa; Chordata; Chondrichthyes; Myliobatiformes; Myliobatidae. The record is from RefSeq and is a predicted model, not a curated record. Bases 127 to 1998 code for a protein of 623 amino acids. Gene Ontology annotation, biological process: semaphorin-plexin signaling pathway; negative regulation of axon extension involved in axon guidance; positive regulation of axon extension. The transcript is spliced from 14 exons. Gene Ontology annotation, cellular component: plasma membrane; external side of plasma membrane.